AUGAAGACGAUAUCCCCUAUGAUAUUACUACCUUCGUUGGUGCUUGCACAGCAGAUAUUUACGCCUGGACAGGAUCCUGAGCCUCGCCCACAAUGCUCGAGCAACCACCCAAGCCACCCAAGCUAUACCUUCACACCUUUCAGUUAUACCCAGACCACGACAGUGAGAUAUGCCAGUUCUCGAACUAUGCCUACCGCUACCUCAACUUAUGCACCGCCUCCAGAGUCGCUGGCUACCUUGAUCCCAUCACAAUCUUACACUACUUGGGGCAAGUGGGAUCCCAACGCUACGGCUACAGCGACUGAUACGGAAAAUCCAUAUGGUAACGCGGCUUGGACAGCUUUGUGGGAAUUUGCAAACCCUCCCAACUUUACCGAGACGGCAGUUUACAGCACUACUGUAGAGCCAACCCCGAUCCCGAGUGAUGAGCUUGUUCUCCCACCCGCUGAUUACUUUGGGCCAACGGAUUGCUACAACUUUCCCAAAGGUUUCCAAUUUGGAGUUUCAAGUAGUGCCUCGCAGAUUGAGGGUGCCACCGCCGAGGAGGGCAAGGGACCGUCCCUGAUGGAUAUCAAUUUCCGCGGGGGUGUUCCUACAGACUACGUCACAAAUGAGCAUUAUUACUACUACAAGCAAGACAUCGAGCGCCUGGCGGCUAUGGGAGUCAAGCACUUCGCUUUUAGCAUUGCAUGGAGUCGCAUAUUGCCAUUUGCACUCCCUGGAACUCCAGUCAAUCAAGAAGCCAUUGAUCAUUACGACGACGUAAUCAACUUCGUCCUGGAGAAGGGCAUGGUGCCAGAGGUGACUCUGCUACACUUUGACACACCCAUCCAGUUUUACGGUGAAAAUCUCACGGAAGCUCGCAAAGAUGCUGAAAUUGGUUACGUGAAUGGUGGUUACCAGAAUGAAACCUUCCAAGAUGCGUUUGUUAACUACGCCAAGAUUGUCAUGACACAUUACAGCGAUCGUGUGGCUACGUGGUUCACCUUCAACGAGCCGCUUCUGUAUGCGGAUAACGGAAAAUCGAUUGACAAUGUCAUCAAAGCUCACGCUCGAGUCUAUCAUUUCUACAAAGAAGAAAUCAACGGAACAGGAACUAUAUCGUUCAAGAUGAACAACAACUUCGGUGUACCCAAAGAUCCCUCUAAUGAGUCGGAUCUUUACGCAGCAGAGCAUUUCAACUCCUUUCAGCUGGGACCUUUUGCCAAUCCAAUCUUCCUGGGAAAAGACUACCCCGAGUCAUACAAAGCAACUAUCCAUGAUUAUGUACCUUUGACGGCCGAAGAUUUGGAAUAUAUCAACGGCACCGCCGAUACUCUGAGCAUCGAUCCAUAUACCGCUACCGUCAUCACAGCCCCAGAGCCUGGGAACACCCAGAGUAUUCUCGACUGUGCAUCUAAUUACAGCUCACCUUACCGGCCCUACUGUGUCAACCAAACCACGGCUGAUGUCUAUGGCUGGAACAUUGGCUACCGUUCUCAGACCUAUGUAUACAUAACCCCCACCUACUUGCGCACCUACCUCAACUAUCUGUACAAUACCUGGCGGCACCCAGUCGUCAUUGCCGAAUUCGGUUUCCCUGUCUACGGCGAGGCGGACAAGCAGCUUUCCGACCAGCUCUUUGAUACGCCUCGGAGCAUGUAUUAUCUUAGCUUCAUGUCCGAGACACUCAAGGCGAUUUGGGAAGAUGGGGUUGAGGUGCGGGGUGCCUAUGCAUGGUCCUUCGCCGACAACUGGGAGUUUGGCGACUAUGAUGCUCAUUUCGGGAUCCAGACGGUGAAUAGGACGACGCAGGAGAGGAGGUACAAGAAGAGCUUUUUUGAUUUCGUCAGCUAUAUGCGUGCGAGAGAUGUGGACUGA
Molecule: messenger RNA, 1860 nt
Organism: Clonostachys rhizophaga
Lineage: Eukaryota; Fungi; Ascomycota; Sordariomycetes; Hypocreales; Bionectriaceae
Source: the annotation of a GenBank genome assembly